Molecule: messenger RNA, 1384 nt
Organism: Plodia interpunctella (Indianmeal moth)
Lineage: Eukaryota; Metazoa; Arthropoda; Insecta; Lepidoptera; Pyralidae
Exons: 4
Coding region: 100-1014 (304 amino acids)
Source: RefSeq, a predicted model, not a curated record
UUCAUGACAAUAUGACAUAUAUUUUGGGACGUAUUUUUCAUGUAAUAUUUUUAACUAUUUUUAUUCGUAAUUUUAUUCUAUAUAUUUUAAUAAUUUUAAAUGAAUUUGAGACGUAUCGUAUCUAAAACUUCACUGAAAUCCUCUUUGAAAUAUAAAGAACAAUAUUUGGACGAGAAAUCAAAAUUAAUUUUUGAGGUUCAACUUCUUAGAGAAAACGUCGAAUAUCUAAAUAAACGUUUAGAAAAUCAGGAUGUGGCAAUAAAAAUUAUUUCCGAUGAGAAAGAAAAACUGAAUUUAGAAUUAAAAUCUGUGCAAUUAACGAACAGAAACUUGAAACAAGAAAUCGACGAUGAAAGAGAAAUACAUUUUAAAGAAAAGGAAUACCUACUUCGAGAAUUGAAGAAGUAUUCCACCAAACCAUUUUUACCAAAUGGAGAUUUAACGCCAAAGAACAUCAGUAUUUACCAUAUCAAAAAGCCAGAAGUUAAUAAUUUAGAUUUGUAUCAACAAGUGAAGAUUAAGGAUGAAGUGAUCUUCAAUAUUUGUAGGAAAUACAUGAAGAUAAGUUAUGCUAAGAAAUGUUUAAAAAAUAAAAUAUGCCUGUUACAGUCACAAACUGAAAAAAUGUGUGAAAAUAUUAUCUCCUUGCUACAAGAAAAUCAAGAAACUCUAGAUAGAUUGAUAAAUAAGUUACUCGCAUUAUCAAAAAUAUCUCAAAAUAGAAAAAAAAAUCUUAAAGAUAUUAAGUCUUAUGGGCAGCUCCACUAUGAGAACAUGCAACUUAAAAUUUCAAUUCUCUCAUAUGAAGCAAAAGAUAAUGUUAUUAGUAAAUCUAUAGGCAAAACAUCCACCCCAGAUUAUUUUUCAUCUAUAUAUUUUACUGAUUAUUCUAAGUCUGAGGAGGUUUUAAAAUUUAAACAUGAUCUAAAAGUACUCAAAAUGAAAAACCGUGGAAGUAUAAACUGUGACUAUUUAUUUCCAUCAAAGUCAGAUACUUGUUUAGGUUUAAAAUAAUAAUAAAUCAUUGAAACAUAUCGAUAACUUACUAUUUAUUUACAAAACAAGAUGAUCGUGAUUUAAGAAAUUUUUCAUAGAUUUAUGCAUGAUAUAAUCCAUGAUUCACUCGCUCACUGAUCAUCAAAAUAGAUCUGGUAAUUCUCAGUAGCUAAGACGAAAUUUGGUACAGGGAUAGGGUAUAAUGUCUAAUAUAGGAAUAUCGAAGAUCUAGACUAUUUGGUGAUCUUGAUGAGAAAGCGAAAGCCGUGCAAUUAUAUAUAUCAACAUACUGCCUUUGCAAAAUUUAUUCAGCGUGAUGUGGGAUGAUACUUCCUCUGAUGGAAACGUCGCCUUAACAAAAGUUAUUCAGUGUGAUGGACCUCUUGUA